AUGAAAGUUGCAUACCUACAGUGGUUAUUUUUAAAUAUAGUUUUGGUGAAAGCUGAACCGCUACGACCCAAUGUCAUGUUAAGAAAGGAUUCCUUCUGGGAAAACUUCCAAGCUUAUACUGACACAAAGCAUUUGUACAAGGAGUGGAUCACCAGUGAAGCCACUAACGAGGAAGGAGCUAAGAUUUAUGGUGCAGAAUGGCGAUUGUCGCAGGGUCCAUUGCGAGGGUCUAUACGGGAUAAAGGCCUCGCAGUUCGAACAUCUAAUACCGCAGCUAUGAUUGGACGUCUCUUGGAAACUCCCAUUCAUGUUUCUGAAUCAGAUACUUUAGUAGUCCAGUACGAGAUUAAGUUAGACACAUCUUUGACUUGUGGUGGCGCUUUCAUCAAAUUAGUAUCAGGUUUGACGAAUGUUGGGGCGCUGGAGAACUAUAUGCCAAAUAAGACAGGUGUGGAAUUAGUGUUUGGCCCGGAUUAUUGUGCCCCAGAAAUAAACAGCGUGCAAUUUGCCAUCAACAAGAUUCACAAGAUCACGCACGAACCCAAACUUAGAUAUUUACAAGAGACCCCUUUAUCAAAAUUGACUGACACUUCUCAAUCACAUCUGUACACGCUCAUAUUAGAUGAAUCUACCCAGUCUUUUCAAAUUCUGAUUGACGGUAAAAUAGUCAUGGCAAGAGAACAUGUCGAAGACAAGAAAAAGGUCGGUUUUGAACCACCUAUCACACCAGCUUUGAUGAUUCCUGAUGUUACAGUACCGAAACCUCACAGUUGGGACGAUCGCAUUCGGAUUGCAGAUCCUGAGAUGGUAAAGCCCACUGACUGGGAUGAACUAGAACCAUUGAUGAUUCCAGAUCCAGACGACGUCAAACCAUUAGAGUGGGAUGACUCUGUCUCCAAAUACAUUCUCGACCCGGGUGCUCAAGAGCCCUCCUGGUGGGAAGAAUCUGAACACGGUGAAUGGGUACCACCCCUGAUCAAAAACCCUCUUUGCACUGCAGAACGUGGUUGUGGCCAGUGGGUACCAAGGCUGGUGAAGAAUCCCAAGUACAAAGGUCCAUGGGAACCUAGUGAAAUCAUAAAUCCCGACUACAUGGGAGAAUGGCAUCCGCCAGAAAUUGAUAAUCCACUAUUUUACCAAGAGCAUCAGCCACUGCGUGUAGAAAACGAAAUUAAUGGUGUGAUACUUGAAUUUUGGAGUGGAUCUCCUAACAUGUUGAUAAGCAACAUUUAUGUCGGUAAAAACGUAACAGAGGCCCAAAUCAUCGGGAAUAAGACUUGGGUAAUGAGACAUCGCGCAUUUAGAGACCUCGAAGAUUCCACAGAACGUAAAUUCAUGAACAAGAGACUAGGAAAUCUACAAUCCGGUUUUCAAAACGAAAGAGAUUCUCCCAAUCCCUUUGAUCGCAUCAUAGAUUACAUACUCGAACAACCUCCCAAAGCUUUACUUACUGCCGCCGUCAUGCUCUUGACAAUGAUGGCUUUUAGUUAUAUAGUGUCUAAAUAG
Messenger RNA from Saccharomyces mikatae IFO 1815, 1506 nucleotides. It is a transcript of the gene CNE1, whose product is annotated as calnexin. Gene Ontology annotation, biological process: protein folding. Bases 1 to 1506 code for a protein of 501 amino acids. NCBI's taxonomy places the organism in Eukaryota, Fungi, Ascomycota, Saccharomycetes, Saccharomycetales, Saccharomycetaceae. Gene Ontology annotation, cellular component: endoplasmic reticulum; endoplasmic reticulum membrane. Gene Ontology annotation, molecular function: calcium ion binding. The transcript has a single exon. The record is from RefSeq and is a predicted model, not a curated record.